AUGGUGAAGUUUGGUAGUUUCAGUUAUCUCCAAGAAAGAUGGUAUAUCUUCCUCUUAGUAACCCGACUAUACUUCGCCUUAUCCCCAAGCUACAUCUACCCCGAUGAGAAUUCCCAAGGCCCAGAGGUUAUAGCAGGCAAGGUCUUCGGUCACGAUGUAAACUACACAAGGGAGUUCACCUCGCAAUCCCCAGUAAGAAGUUGGUUCGUCCUAUGGAUAAGUUACGGCCCGACUAUGUGGAUUAUGCGCUUCUUCGCAUGUACACCAAAAACCACUUUCUAUGCCUUGCGCUUGACGAUGUUCCUUUUGAGCGUGUUCGUGGGAGAUAAAGCUAUUUGGGAAUUGACCGGCUCGAAUGAGUUUAGGAAGAGCCAAUUGUUUCUGGCCCGAUCGUCAUAUGUUACUUGGACAUAUCAGAUGCACACUUUUUCGAAUUCUUGGGAAACUUUGUCGGUGUUGUGGAGUGUGGUGUUGAUUAGACGUAUGGUUCAAGACAAGGGUCAACCGAGGUUUAGAUACUGUUUGAUAUUUGGUCUCAUCUUUUCUCUUGGGAUAUUCAAUCGAACUACUUUCCCAGCUUUCAUAUUCAUCCCUUGUCUCCGACUCUUGCCGUACUUCUUCCAACAUCCUCGAUCUGCAAUGGCUUUCAUCAUUUCUUUCGGAAUUACAAGCUCGAUAGCUAUACUGGUCGAUACGAUCUGUUAUACCGGUUCGAUCUGGGGUGAUUUCAAUCCAAUCAUCACACCGUUGAAUAAUCUUUUGUACAACGCCAGCACAACCAACCUAGCUCAACACGGAUUACAUCCUUGGUAUUCCCAUUUACUCGUCAAUAUCCCACAAUUGACGGGUCCAGCAAUACCCCUAAUCUUACUUCAACUACCAUUUUCCUUUCGCUCACCCUUAUCCUCGGAGUUGUGGUGGAAUAUCAUUACAGCCUUAUUCGCAAUCAUGUCUCCAUCAUUAUUCCCACAUCAGGAAGCUAGAUUCUUGAUUCCCAUCGUCCCUCUCAUAUCAUGUUGCAUACGUCUACCUGCAGGUAAGAAAAAUAGGAAGAUGUGGUUGAUAAUGUGGAUGAUGUUUAAUGGUUUCAUGGGAAUUUUCAUGGGGGUAUAUCAUCAAGGCGGAGUCAUUCCAUUACAAAUGCGCAUGCCCCAGAUGGUUGAACAGGGAAAUGUAUAUUGGUGCAAGACUUAUACUCCACCACUAUGGCUUUUAGGCGACAAGGGGAGAAACACCAACAUAACUACGAUCAGAGUGUUUGAAGGAGAUAUUGUAGAUCCCAUCAAACUGUCUGCCACUACUACUACGACGUACCUCGUUGCACCAUACAGCUCGACCAGGUUGGAUAGAUAUGUGAAUAUGGAAGAUGAAGGGGUGAGAUUAGAGGAGAUGUGGAGGUUUGAUCGGCAUUUGAAUUUGGACGAUUUGGAUUUUGAGGUAGAUGGGAUAUGGGAGACAGUGGAAAGAGUUUGGGGGAGAAGAGGAUUGAUACUUUGGAAAGUGCAUAUAGUGACGUGA
Kwoniella botswanensis is the source of this 1518-nucleotide messenger RNA. RefSeq lists its product as uncharacterized. Gene Ontology annotation, biological process: GPI anchor biosynthetic process. NCBI's taxonomy places the organism in Eukaryota, Fungi, Basidiomycota, Tremellomycetes, Tremellales, Cryptococcaceae. Gene Ontology annotation, cellular component: endoplasmic reticulum membrane. The coding region runs from base 1 to 1518 and encodes 505 amino acids. The transcript has 3 exons. The record is from RefSeq and is a predicted model, not a curated record. Gene Ontology annotation, molecular function: alpha-1,2-mannosyltransferase activity.